Messenger RNA from Argiope bruennichi, 2818 nucleotides. Its product is annotated as E3 ubiquitin-protein ligase MGRN1-like. The record is from RefSeq and is a predicted model, not a curated record. Gene Ontology annotation, cellular component: cytoplasm. Gene Ontology annotation, biological process: protein ubiquitination. Lineage: Eukaryota; Metazoa; Arthropoda; Arachnida; Araneae; Araneidae. The coding region runs from base 328 to 2454 and encodes 708 amino acids. The transcript has 13 exons. Gene Ontology annotation, molecular function: ubiquitin protein ligase activity.
GCUGAAAAUUCUGUUUGUUUACCCUAUGACGUUGCUUGGGGAUUUUGAAUAAUUUUUGUUUUGUUUAUUUGGUAAACUGAGCUGCGAUUUUUUUUCCUGCAAAGACUGGUAAAAUACAGGUUUUAAUCACCAUUGUCAGCACAAUAUAACAUCGUUUAUUUCUCUACUCAUCAUACCAACUGUAAAUAGGUCCUCAAUCAAUGAUGAAUUGAUAACUUGUUGCUGUCUAUAAAAUCAUUUUUCGAAAUUAGAUUUAAGACUGUUAGGAAAGGAAAAUGUAUCAGUAAAUUUUACUAAACCAUAGUCGAUCAUUUGUAAAAUAUAAAAAUGGGUUUAAUUUUCAGUCGUCAAAAUGCUAGAAUUGAAGAACCAGAUUCUAAUACGAAUAAUGCCUAUCGAUAUCCACCCAGAAAUGGUAAAUAUUUUGCAAGUCAUUUUAUCAUGGGAGGAGAGAAAUUUCAAACUACAGAACCUGAAAUGUAUUUGUUUGGUGAAAACAUGGACUUAAAUUUUCUUGGUGGAAAACCUGCACCAUUCCCUUAUGCUGCACCUCAACCUAAUGAACCAACACGUACAUUGCGUAGUUUGAUAAAUGUGAGAAAAGAGACAUUGAGAUUUGUUAAGGUACCAGAUGUUGUAGAUGAUCAAAGACAAGGAAAUGCUCCAUCUAACACUGUUUACAAUAUAGAAUUUAGUUUUGAUUCUGAUGUAAGAUGCAACAUAACAAUUUAUUACUUCUGUACUGAAGAAAUAACUCCAAAUGGUGUAAUAUAUGCUCCUCUAGAUCCAUCUACAAAUUCUGAAACAUACCACUAUAAAAAAGGAAUUAAUCAACAGUUUAGUCAAUCAUCUCAUGUAUUUGAUCCUAGUAAAUAUCCUGAAGAUAUGCUAACUUACAAAUUUGAAACUGAAAUAAUACCUGUUCUUAUCCAGUGUAUUGCUGAAGAAGGAGAUGAACCUAAGCAAUCUCAUAUGGUCCUAGCUGUUGUAGAAAAGAAUGCAGAUGAAACUUACACAUUAAAACCAUUAAAGCAAAAACUUUUUGUUGAUGGUCUUUGUUAUCUUUUACAAGAAAUUUAUGGCAUAGAAAAUAAGAAUCUUAACCAGACAAAUUUAACUGACGAGGAUAUAGAAGAUAUGGGAUUUGACUGUGUUAUUUGUAUGAGUGAUCCAAGGGAUACAUUGAUUUUGCCUUGUCGUCAUCUCUGUUUGUGCAAUAGUUGUUCAGAUUCUUUAAGGUUUCAAGCAAAUAACUGCCCAAUAUGCCGUGCUCCAUUUCGUGCAUUGCUUCAGAUAAAAGCUGUUCGGAAGUCUGAAAACCCUGUGCCACAGAUUAGCCACAAUAAUGCUGAAAACCAGACUUCUCAAGAUAUUCCUGCCGGUUAUGAAGCAGUAUCACUGAUUGAAGCUCUCAAUGGUCCUGCUCAACCCUCUGCUCCUCUAGUUCAUUCAUUCACUCCUGCUGCCAUUCCACCUUUUACAAAUAGUCCUGACUUCCGGCAGAAACAUCGUCUUCUGGACAGGCAUCACUCAAGUAGUGCUUCUCUGAAAUUGGGUGGUAGUAGUAAUUCUGACAAAGAUAGUGCUUUCCCAGAAAAACUGCAAAGGAAUGCAGAAGGCUCCUCUGUUCCUGAAGUGGUUGUUGCUUCUCUAAUGUCAUCAGAUCAAAUGGAUCUCAAAACAGAAUCUCUUUCUCGAGGUGAGGCCAGGAAACACAGGAAAGGUUUCCGAACUUCAUCUGCACCUGAAAAAAUGAGAUUAUUUGCCAGCUCUUUGAACAAAGUGAAUGAAGUUGGAAAUAAACGAAAAAUGGAGAAAGAUGCUGAAUUAGCCGAAACAAGAUCACUCCUUGAAAGCAACAUUAAUGCUGAAGAAAACUGUGGGGCUGUAGCUUCACCCAAGCCUAGCAGACCUUGCAGUAGAAGCAGUCCUAUAUCCUUAUCUACUCCUCAUUCAUUGCAUUUGUGUGAAAGAUCUAGUAAAGAUACUUCACCAGGUGGAGAAGAUUCUGAUUACUUUACUCCUGAAGACCCAAGCACUACAAUUCUCGUUGAUCAAGGCACGGAUACUAGUUUGGACACGCCUCAGCCUUUAGAAUCUGUCACUAUAAAUGAUUCUACUGAAAAACUAAAAGGGGAUUAUCCUAUUCCAGGAAAGUAUAAAGCCAAUCGAGAAAAAUAUGCAAUGACUGCUGAUGAAUCAGAAAGUACUUCUAAUUCUGUACAGGACAAAAGGAAGAAAAAUUCUGAUGCCUUGAAUAAACCAGAAAGUACCACGGAUUCAUUGGCAUCACCUAAUUCUCGAUCUUUGGUCGUGAAUUUAGAAAAUCCGAGUUCUUUACCUGGAACACCUGCAAGUAAUGCUAGUGUUCAGAGUAGUGGCGACAGUUUCAGCAGUACUUCUAGCACACGCUUGUUGCUAAGAAAUCAGAGUUAUGAAACUUUGCCUGAAUGAAAUAAUUUGUCUUAUACAGUGCUGACCAAACUACUGGACCUAUAGUUUAACGAGAAACAAGUGAUACAUUAUUUCAGCUAUAAACACAUUUUAUGAAUAAGAAAAAAACUUAAUAUUUUGUAUUAAUAGAAUUUAAAUGGAUGUUCUUUUUUAUAUCUGUAACACUGUUUUUCACAAUUGUUUCUGUUUUAUAUAAGAGUGAUAGCAAAUUCUUAUCACCUUUCCCUGUUUUUUAGAUACUUAUUUAUAUAGUUUUGGUUAUCUAUCACAAUAAAAUAAUAAUUUAAUUGAUUUUAAAAACAGUUUCACAUAUUCUUUAAUUUUUAUAUUCAUAUAUUCUUUAAUUUUUAAAUCAUGGGGUUAA